UUCAACGCUUGAUGACGUUUUCGCCAACAUGGCGGCUUCCAUUAGCUGUCACACUGGAGUACUCAACCUAGUGGAGACCUGACUGUUUCUGAAAUCUAAUAUAUGCUUUUAAAUGAGGAUUUUAAUCCUCAGAUGUUUUUCCGAUGCGAAGAUAUGUUCGAUAUGCAGUGCGAAGCCACAAUAUUGUUUCUUUAUUCAGAAAUAACAUAUUAGUGUGCUGAUAGAGAUGAUGUCUCUGUUUAGAUCCCACGGGCUCUUUCUGCCCUUUAUCAAACGCUUUCCUGAUAUUAAAGUAUGCCGCGUUAAACGCAGAUCUCAGGGCUCAGUGACCACAUGCACAGUGAUCAGACACAGAUGGAUGAAAAGCUCUAGUUGGAGUAUCAGACCUGUCAGAGAAUUCAGCUCUAAUGCAUCUGAGAAGGAGAAUCUCGACAUGUCAAAGUUCCCAGUGGAGAGAAUUCGAAAUUUCAGCAUUAUUGCUCAUAUUGAUCAUGGCAAGAGCACUUUAGCUGACAGACUCCUGGAGAUUACAGGUGCCAUUGCAAAGACAGCGAGCAACAAGCAGGUGCUGGAUAAACUGCAGGUGGAGAGAGAGAGGGGAAUCACUGUUAAAGCUCAAACUGCAUCUCUCUUUUACCAGCAUGACGGACAGACGUAUCUGCUCAAUCUCAUCGACACACCUGGCCAUGUUGACUUCAGCUAUGAAGUUUCACGGUCCAUAUCCGCUUGCCAAGGAGUUCUGCUCAUUGUAGAUGCAAAUCAGGGAAUUCAAGCCCAAACAGUCGCCAAUUUCUACCUGGCAUUUGAGGCUCAACUGACAAUCAUCCCUGUGAUAAACAAGAUUGAUUUGAAAAAUGCUGAUCCAGAGCGAGUGGAAAAACAGAUUGAGAAAGUCUUUGAUAUUCCAAAGGAAGAGUGUAUUAGGAUCUCUGCGAAACUGGGCACAAACGUGGACCAGGUUCUCCAAGAGGUGGUGAAACGGAUUCCUCCACCAAAAGCGUCAGUGGACGAUCCAUUUAAAGCUCUUGUUUUUGACUCCACCUUCGACCAUUAUAGAGGAGUAGUGGCCAACAUCGCUCUGUUUGGUGGACGCGUGUCCAAAGGAGACAAGAUCGUCUCUGCCCAUCUGGGAAAGUCAUAUGAGGUCAACGAGCUGGGCCUUCUAAGACCCGACGAACACCCGACAGACACACUGUAUGCUGGGCAGGUGGGUUAUGUGAUUGCAGGGAUGAAGGAAGUGAAGGAAGCUCAGAUUGGAGACACACUUUACCUCCAAAAACAGCCUGUGGAGCCGCUGCCGGGGUUCAAACCAGCUAAAGCCAUGGUCUUUGCAGGCAUGUAUCCCAUGGACCAGUCAGAAUAUACAGCCCUGCGCAGCGCUGUGGAGAAACUGACGCUGAACGACUCCAGCGUGACGGUUCAAAGAGACAGCAGUUUAGCUCUGGGGGCCGGAUGGAGGCUGGGAUUUCUGGGUUUGCUGCAUAUGGAGGUGUUUAACCAGCGUUUAGAGCAGGAGUAUAACGCAUCUGUCAUAGUAACAGCUCCGACUGUACCAUACAAGGCUGUGCUAGCAUCUGCCAAACUCAUAAAGGAACAUGGUGAAGAAGUGAUCACCAUCAUAAACCCUGCUCAGUUCCCUGAUAAGUCACAGGUCGUGGAGUAUCUGGAACCCAUGGUGAUGGGAACCAUCAUUGCUCCAGAUGACUUCACUGGGAAGAUCAUGACCCUGUGUCAGAGCCGCAGGGCCAUUCAGAAGAACAUGUUUUACAUUGAUGAGCAUCGGGUGAUGAUGAAGUAUACCUUCCCUCUAAAUGAAAUAGUGGUGGAUUUUUAUGAUGAGCUGAAAUCCAUGUCAUCAGGAUAUGCCAGUUUUGAUUAUGAGGAUGCUGGUUAUGAGGCUGCUGAUCUGAUUAAAAUGGACUUCCUUCUCAACGGGCGGCCAGUGGAGGAACUUGCCACUAUCGUUCAUAAAGACAAAGCGUACAGUGCGGGGAAAGCCAUAUGUGAGAGACUGAAGGAGUCCAUCCCCAGACAGAUGUUUGAGAUUGCAGUGCAAGCAGCCAUCGGCAGCAAGAUCAUCGCCCGAGAAACGAUAAAAGCAUAUCGAAAGAAUGUUCUAGCAAAAUGUUACGGCGGUGACAUUACACGAAAAAUGAAGCUGUUAAAAAAGCAGGCUGAGGGAAAGAAGAAAUUGCGGCGCAUUGGAAACAUCGACGUCCCAAAAGACGCUUUCAUCAACGUUCUUAAACGGAAGUAGUUCCCUUGGGAACGUAAUCAUAACAGACAUCAAAGCCUGUGGAUGAUUUGUGAAUAUGCACAUGCCAAUGUACAGCAUGAUGAUUGAUUUAGAAACGCUAUUAAAGUUCAUAUAACUAA
Messenger RNA from Labeo rohita (rohu), 2376 nucleotides. It is a transcript of the gene guf1, whose product is annotated as GTP binding elongation factor GUF1. The record is from RefSeq and is a predicted model, not a curated record. Bases 227 to 2257 code for a protein of 676 amino acids. Gene Ontology annotation, biological process: positive regulation of translation. The transcript is spliced from 17 exons. Lineage: Eukaryota; Metazoa; Chordata; Actinopteri; Cypriniformes; Cyprinidae. Gene Ontology annotation, molecular function: GTP binding; GTPase activity; mitochondrial ribosome binding. Gene Ontology annotation, cellular component: mitochondrion.